Messenger RNA from Yamadazyma jaroonii, 2598 nucleotides. Lineage: Eukaryota; Fungi; Ascomycota; Pichiomycetes; Serinales; Debaryomycetaceae. The record is from the annotation of a GenBank genome assembly.
AUGAUGAGUUUCAACAAUUUCAUACCAGAUAAUCCUUCACCUUUGAGUUCUGAUUAUAGUAAACGAAUACAGCGUGAAGAUUAUGAGGUUCCCCAACAACCACAACUAUCCAUUCCUCAAGUUCCCCACAGUCCAGCAACUCCUCCAAAGAAGAUUAUUGAUGACAAACUAGAUUAUGAUGAAUCAGAUGAUAAUAAUAAUGUUGCUGAUGAUCAUAUAAAUUCUUCCAACUACUUUUUAUUAGAAAGUUUGGAGUUGAAAGAGUUCCCCCUUUUCAAACAAGCUCCUAAUUCAUUCUAUAAUAAGAUCAUUUCAAAUUUGAAACUUGUGACCUAUCACCCCCAAAGUUAUAUAGUUAAAAUGGGUGACCCUUCUAAAUCGAUGUAUUGGAUUUUAAAAGGUACUGUGUCUAUAGCGAGUUCCGAUGGAGAUUCGGUUUAUAAUGAAUUAUCUUCAGGACAAUUUUUUGGUGAAAUUGGGAUUUUAUUCAAUAGACCAAGAACUGCUAAUGUUAUAGCUAAAACUAAAGUUUUGGUAGGUGUUUUAACAUCUAAGGAUUUUAAUCAUGUGCUUAGAUCUUUCCCUUUAAUGGAAAGACGUAUAAGAGAUGAAGCUCAAGAAAGAUUAGCAAUGUUGGAAAAAAUCUCCAAACAUUCGAAUAUUUUACCUCCAAUUUUACCAUUAAAUGGUAAAAAAAUUGAUGAUGAUAAUAAUGAUAACUUAGAUUCAUCAAUUUCAAUUCAAAGAUUCUUGAAAAAUCUCCCGAUUUUUCAAAAUUUACCAUCAAACAUUAUUCAUAAAAUCGCUCUUGGGGCUGAACCUAUAAAAUUCAAAUCUUUCCAAUAUAUUCUUCAAUUCGGAGAUAUCGGAUCAGAUAUUUAUUUCAUUAUUAAUGGACAAGUUGAAGUAUUAAAUGAAGAAGAAAAAAUUUUGGCUAAAUUAAACAAUGGGAAUUAUUUUGGUGAAAUGUCAUUUUUAAACUUUUUGAAGAAUAAUUCAAAUUUUAAGCGAUCCGCUAGUGUUCGUUCCAUUACCAAUGUGGAAUUAAUUGUUAUUAAAUCCAAUUUAUUAAAGAAAUUAUGUAAAGAAUACCCUUUCUUGAUUGAUCAUAUGAAAAGAACCAGCGAAACUCGUAAUCAAAUCAAUAAUUCCCCAGAAGUUGAUGAAGAAUUCAAUAGUUUUAAGAAUUAUGAGUUUAAAUUUGAUUUUAAACCUCUUCAUUCAAGAAGUGUUAGUCCAGUUACAACUGUGGAUGAAGAGAUUUUCGAAAAACCGUAUAGUCCAGGACCAAUUCUUCAUUCAGUUAAUCCACCAAAUUUGGCUGGUCCAAGUUUGGUAGGUUCAAGUUCAUUAAAUUCCAUUUUAAAUCCGAUACCAACAAUCAAAAGAAGACCUUCACAAUUCAGUUUACCUAAUGAUCAAUUGGAUUAUAUUCCUCAUAAUAAGAGAUUAAAGUUACAAUCAAUAGGUAGAAGAAAAUCUUCAGUUUUAGCCAAUACUGGUCCUUUAACUGAUCAAUUAUUAAUAAUGAUUUUCGAAUAUUUAGAUGUGGUUACUUUGAUGAAAUUGAGAUCAGUGCUGAAAAGAUGGAGACAAUUACUUUAUAUAUCUCCAAACUUAUGUAAAAAUCUUGAUCUACGUCCAUGGAAUAAUAUUAUUGGUGAUGAAAUUCUCAUCAGUAUUACGAAAUUUGUUGGCAAUAGACCAGAAUUUAUCGAUAUAUCUAACUGUUUCCAUAUCACCGAUGAAGGAUUUAGUUAUAUGAUCAAUGAAAUCGGAAUUAGUGGUAAUCUCAAAUCAGUCAAAUUGAAAUCUAAUUGGGAAAUUAGUGCUAUGGCCAUCAUGGAUUUAAGUGUUCGAAGUGUAGGAAAAUCCCUCCAAGAAAUCGAUUUAUCUAAUUGUAGAAAAGUUAGAGAUAAUGUCAUUGAAAGGUUGAUUGGUUGGGAUAAUGAUGAAGAAAUCGGUUGUAAACAAUUAACUCGACUUAAUUUGGGUUAUUGUAAACAUUUAACUGAUAAUGUCAUGUAUCAUAUUAGUGAUCAUUGUAAUCAAAGAUUAACUCAUUUAGAUUUAACUAGAUGUACUACUAUCACUGAUAAAGGGUUUGAAUAUUGGACUUAUAAGUUCUUUCCUAAUUUGACAUCUUUAUCAUUAAAAGAUUGUACAUUUCUUACUGAUAAAUCCAUCAUAUCCAUUGCUAAUUCUGUUCCCAAUUUAACUAGCUUGAAUCUUAACUUUUGCUGUUCUUUAACUGAUAUUUCCAUUGAAGUAUUAUGUAUAGGAUGUCAGAAUUUGAAAUUCUUGGAUUUAUCCUUCUGUGGAUCAGCUGUUAGUGAUUCUUCAUUAUUAACCAUUUCUUUAAAUUUGAAGAAUUUAGAAUCUUUGAUCUUAACUGGUUGUAUAAGAGUAACUAGAGCUGGUAUCGAUUCAUUAUUAUCAUCAGAUUCUCCCUUGUCUUACUUAAAUGUCAGUCAAUGUAAGAAUAGUGAUAUUUACCCAGGAUCCAUCCCAGCCCAAAAAUUGAAUAUCAAUCCUAAAACAAAAUCUGCUUUUGUCAAAGCUGGUGCCUUUGAUAAGAUCAUUGAAAUUGUUAUUUAA